AUCCAUCAACAGAACAGAGGUUCGUCACAUGAUUGCAGUGAUAUGGAGGCGAAUUCCCCCAUGGCCUGAGUUCGUCCAAAGUUAAAUCGUACGAGUUGUCAUAGCGUAACAUCGAGGUUGCCAUGGAGAGAUUAGAAGCCACAUCAGAGCUCCAGUCGCGGCUGUCAUCCCUCUCCUUCUCGUCGUUUCCCGGUAUAACAUCCAAACAGUGCGACAAAAGACCGCUGGACAGGCUUCAGAAUACAGAUAUUUCACAGAGCUGUACCCAAUCCAAAAAUCAAGCUGAUAUGGAUGAAACCCAGGAAGAUUCAGGGCAACAUUCUGAGGGUAAUGAAGAGGCCCCAGCAGAGCUGGCCCUGGGGGAAGGAGGCAAGGAGAACAACAGUGCUGGGAGCUGUCAGCUCUCCACUGAGAUGAAAGCCCAAAUGCCGCCCCUGAAUCCCCCAACAACAUGGACAUCUGCUGCACUGAAGGAGCUGAAGGCAAAGCUCCGAACAGAGGACGACAGCGUGGUGACAGUGUACCGAGGCGACAUCAUGACAGUUCACGUGCCCACUGUCCCUGAGGCCAAAAAAGUGUGCUGGGAGUUUGCUACAGACGGUUAUGACAUUGGCUUUGGCAUAUAUUUUGACUGGACUCCUGUCACAAGCCGGUCUAUCACUGUGCACAUCAGUGAGUCAAGUGAUGACGAAGACGAAGAGGAGGAGCCGGAAGGGCCCGUUGGUAACGGAGAUGUUGAGAAGGGCUCCAAAACUCAAACCAACUCCAACUUGGCUGAAAUCUUACCCGUAUACCGCCAGGACAGUCACAUAUGCGUCCAGGGGGGGAGCCACGAUUUUCCAGGUGAAGGCACUUACCUCCUGAAGUUUGAUAACUCCUACUCACUAUGGCGAAAUAAAACUCUUUACUACAGAGUUUAUUACAGUGCCUGAGAUGCCAAUUUAUGAAUGUUUAAUUUACAGAAGAAUAUUACUCUUAAGAACCACAAACUAUUUUUGAUUCUAUACUUGAAAAAAGAUGGUUAUAAUAUAAAAGGUUAAAUAAAAGGCAUAUAUAUUUUUUGUCACUAUCAGCUUGUUUUGCCGCAUGUUGGAUUUACAAUCAGAUAGUUUUAAAUGCAACAUUUGCUCCAAUGUCUUGCUGAUAGUUACCUGAAGAAGCCUUGCAUAUGUGCCAUGUUCCCGUGUAUGUACUGUGCUUUUUGGUCAAGUGCCAGUCAUAAAACAUAUAUUGUCUUCAACAUUUCUAUGGUAGCAGUGAUCAGGGAACACCUGCACAGAAUAUAUUUCACCAGGCCAGGUGCUUAAUCAGCAGUGCUCUAAAGAAAUAGUUUAUUUUUUGUUGUGUGUGUGUAUGCGCGUACAUACACCUUCUAUAAUUAUGUUGCUUUGUUGUUGUUACGUGUAUUUAUUCUUUUUGCUUUGUAUCGUAACUUAUUCUUUAUCUGUGUUAAAUUUAAUCGCGUGAUAAUGGAGAAUAUAUGUAUUCCAAAUUCUGUACUGUACUGAAGCAAGUGGUAACAGUUUUCCAGAGUGUGCUUUUUAUGACACAAAUAAAGCCAUCCCUUAUCACAUAAAGGUCCUAUUACGUAAUAUAGAUUCAAUAUUUACAUUUGCCUCGGGCCCCCCCCUUUAUUUGCUGUUUUGGAUGUAGGAUGCGGUAGUAAUUUUUCAUCUAAGUGUAUUUUGUGCACAGGUCUAUGUAAGUAAAGGUUAGUGUGUUUGUUUUUGAAUAUCCCUGGCGUGCUGGUCAUACUUUGGCUUUGAUUGUGUUGCCUUGUUCCAUCCGGUUUCUAAAAUUAAUGCUUAUACCACACUCACUUGUGUACAUGUUCCCAAAGAUGUCACAGAUUUGACGGCUAACGCUGAAUACAAUUUAAAGAAACCAGUUUAAAGCUUCCCAUGUUUGCUGUACUGUACCUUUACUGUAAGUCAUGACAUUUGUUCCUGAAAUUUAUAUUCCACAAUAAAGAGAAGAUUGUCUAA
Molecule: messenger RNA, 1985 nt
Organism: Sander lucioperca (pikeperch)
Lineage: Eukaryota; Metazoa; Chordata; Actinopteri; Perciformes; Percidae
Gene: tmed8
Product: transmembrane p24 trafficking protein 8
Exons: 6
Coding region: 123-932 (269 amino acids)
Cellular component (GO): Golgi membrane
Source: RefSeq, a predicted model, not a curated record